ACCACCUCACGGCGGCGCCUCUACUCCCUCCGCCCCGUCCGCUCCUCCGCCGCCGUCGAAACUCUCCCCAAGACCGACACCGCCCUCCUCGAGAAAUCGAUCAACACAAUCCGUUUCCUCGCAAUCGACGCCGUCGAGAAGGCCAAUUCGGGUCAUCCGGGUCUUCCCAUGGGUUGUGCUCCGAUGGGUCAUAUACUGUACGAUGAGUUGAUGGGGUACAAUCCGAAGAACCCUUACUGGUUCAAUCGUGAUCGCUUUGUUCUCUCCGCUGGACAUGGUUGUAUGCUUCAGUACGCUUUGCUUCACCUCGCUGGUUAUGACAGUAUCAAGGAAGAAGACUUGAAAGGUUUCCGUCAGUGGGGAAGCAAAACCCCGGGUCACCCAGAGAACUUCGAGACCCCUGGUGUUGAAGUCACUACUGGUCCUCUUGGUCAGGGUAUUGCCAAUGCUGUCGGCUUGGCCCUAGCAGAGAAGCAUUUGGCUGCUCGCUUUAACAAACCAGACAGUGAGAUCGUUGAUCACUACACAUAUGUGAUAUUGGGGGAUGGUUGUCAAAUGGAGGGGAUUGCAAAUGAAGUGUGUUCUCUUGCUGGUCAUUGGGGACUUGGGAAGCUUAUUGCUUUCUAUGAUGACAACCAUAUCUCCAUUGACGGUGACACAGAGAUUGCUUUUACUGAGAGUGUUGACACUCGUUUUGAGGGUCUUGGGUGGCACGUUAUCUGGGUGAAGAAUGGGAACACAGGUUAUGAUGAAAUUCGUGCUGCCAUCAAAGAAGCAAAGACUGUCAAAGACAAACCCACUUUGAUCAAGGUGACAACAACUAUUGGUUAUGGCUCUCCCAAUAAGGCAAAUUCAUACAGUGUACAUGGGAGUGCACUUGGUGCUAAGGAAGUUGAUGCCACAAGGAACAACCUCGGAUGGCCAUAUGAGCCUUUUCAUGUGCCCGAGGACGUAAAAAAGCAUUGGAGCCGCCAUGUCCCUGAGGGUGCUGCUCUUGAAGCUGAGUGGAAUGCUAAAUUUGCCGAAUAUGAGAAGAAAUAUAAGGAGGAAGCUUCAGAGUUGAAGUCUAUCAUGAGUGGUGAACUACCAGCUGGUUGGGAGAAAGCUCUUCCGACAUACACUCCAGAGAGCCCAGCUGAUGCCACCAGAAAUCUCUCUCAACAAUGUCUUAAUGCCCUUGCAAAGGUUCUCCCUGGAUUUCUCGGUGGCAGUGCCGAUCUUGCUUCCUCCAACAUGACCCUCCUAAAAAUGUUCGGGGACUUCCAAAAGAACACACCCGAAGAACGUAAUCUCAGGUUUGGUGUUCGUGAGCACGGAAUGGGAGCAAUCUGCAACGGGAUUGCCCACCACACCCCAGGGCUCAUUCCCUACUGUGCGACUUUCUUUGUUUUCACAGACUACAUGAGAGCCGCCAUUAGGAUCUCCGCCUUAUCUGAAGCUGGAGUUAUCUAUGUAAUGACCCACGAUUCAAUCGGUCUCGGAGAAGAUGGGCCCACACAUCAACCAAUCGAGCACUUGGCAAGCUUCCGAGCAAUGCCCAACAUUUUGAUGCUCCGACCGGCUGAUGGCAACGAGACAGCUGGCGCAUACAAGGUUGCGAUCCUCAAUUCAUGGCAAAAGCUACCCCAACUUCCAGGAACUUCCGUUGAAGGAGUGGAAAAGGGUGGUUACAUUGUAUCAGAUAAUUCUUCGGGUAACAAGCCAGAUGUUAUCUUGAUUGGUACUGGUUCUGAACUUGAAAUUGCUUCCAAGGCAGCCGAUGAACUCAGAAAGGAAGGGAAAGCUGUGAGGCUUGUGUCCUUCAUUUCAUGGGAGCUAUUUGAUGAACAAUCCAAUGCUUAUAAGGAAAGUGUCCUCCCAGAAGCUGUAACAGCUAGGGUUAGCAUUGAAGCCGGAACGACAUUUGGCUGGGAAAAGAUUGUUGGAACCAAAGGAAAGGCAAUUGGAAUUGACCGAUUUGGGGCGAGUGCUCCAGCAGGAAAAAUAUACAAGGAGUUUGGCAUAACAGCAGAGGCUGUUGUUGCCGCAGCUAAAGCACUUUGCUAGGCUUCACAACAUGAGAUUCUUGGUUGUUGGUAGUCAAAUCUCAAUUUCAUCAAUUGGGUUUUGGAUUUUGAGUGAUGAGGCCAUGCUUGAAAGAUCUGGGUCAGGUCGUGGCCUCGUAUCAUUUCAUAAUAAGAGGAGGUUAGGUUCUCUUUCACGUCUUUCAUCUUCUUCCGAAGAGCAGCCAGGUCUGCAAACUGAAUCAAGAUCAAAAGAGAGGGAAUUUUGGUGUAAUUUGUAUACCAAACUCUUGGACAUGUCUUGAGUUUUGCAACGUUAUGUGGUUGAUCGGGUAAUUAGGUUUUAUAAUUGUGAAUUUAGGAACAGAUGGUUUGAUCUCAUUUGUAAUUUUUGAUGUGUGGAACUAAAGAGCAAACAAUCCACUUCUAUUAUUUUGGGUUGCAUCUGAAAUUGUAUUGUGUUUUUAAAAUUCUGUUCUUGUUUCUGGUAA
Messenger RNA from Camellia sinensis, 2494 nucleotides. RefSeq names its product transketolase, chloroplastic-like. Lineage: Eukaryota; Viridiplantae; Streptophyta; Magnoliopsida; Ericales; Theaceae. The record is from RefSeq and is a predicted model, not a curated record. Gene Ontology annotation, biological process: pentose-phosphate shunt. Gene Ontology annotation, molecular function: transketolase activity. Gene Ontology annotation, cellular component: cytosol.